Molecule: messenger RNA, 878 nt
Organism: Indicator indicator
Lineage: Eukaryota; Metazoa; Chordata; Aves; Piciformes; Indicatoridae
Gene: CZIB
Product: CXXC motif containing zinc binding protein
Exons: 8
Coding region: 191-673 (160 amino acids)
Molecular function (GO): zinc ion binding
Source: RefSeq, a predicted model, not a curated record
CCCGUCAGCAGCAGGAGGCGGCCGCCAGCUUGGCUGAGGGCAGAAGCGUGCCGGGAUGGAGGGUGGACAAACAGCCCAACACUAAAACCACGCAGCAGCGGGUCCAAACCUGCAUCUCCUCCCGCGAGAGCAGACCCGCCGGCUUCAGGAGUCCUGAUAGCGCGGCGUUUCCGGGGCGCCCUGCGAGGCCAUGGGGAGGAUCGGGCUGCAGCUGCGCGCCACGCUGGAGAACAUCACCCGGCUGCGGGCCGAAGGGGAGGACUUCCGCUGGUACCUCAAGCUGAAGUGUGGGAACUGUGGUGAGGUUUCUGAGAAGUGGCAGUAUCUGCGCCUGAUGGACAGUGCUCCCCUGAAAGGAGGCAGAGGAAGUGCCACUAUGGUGCAGAAGUGCAAGCUGUGCUCCAGGGAGAACUCCAUUGAGAUUUUAAGUCAGACAAUCAAACCUUACAACGCUGAAGACAGUGAGAAAUUCAAAACCAUAGUGGAGUUCGAAUGCCGAGGUCUGGAGCCAGUUGACUUUCAACCACAGGCAGGGUUUGCUGCUGAAGGUGCAGAAUCUGGCACACCUUUCAAUGAUAUCAACUUGUUAGAAAAGGAUUGGAAUGACUAUGAUGAAAAAAUGAAGGAAUCUGUUGGAAUCUACGAAGUUACCCAUAAAUUUGUAAAAUGCUGAAGUUCAUAUCCCAAAUAAAUCCUGAGCUUCUUGCUGGUGAAGAAGCUGUAACCAUCACAGAUGCAGUUUCCUGGGAGUUACUUUGCACUUGGCUGUACUUUAGCAAUGGGAUCCUAAGUUGUGCUUACUGCCUCCAGCAUGCCCUACUGAAACACUUUCCUCAAAGUACUUGGAGAUAGCCUCAGUAAAAACUGAAAGCCCUUUU